CUGGGUCUCUCUGUGGGACGACCCCACCACCCUCCCCACCCCACCACCCCAGCCGCCUUCUCACAGAUAGACUCUCAUUGUCAGAGCCCUUACUGGGAAAUCAGCUGGGAGAUACCGAGAGGGACAAUCCACAGACUCCAAAAUAACACCAUUAGCAUUUCAUUCAAAGCCAGAUCUUUUCCCCCGUUCCCAGUCAGUCAGUCAGUCAGUGCUCAGACAGGGUGAGUGUCUGUCUUUCACAUGGAGAAAGUGUUACCCUUUCCACACUACCAUACCGACUCAAACUGUACUUCACUGUGCUGGCUCUGAUUAACAUUGUCCUUUCAAGCAUGGUUCCAGCAACUAUGUUGGAAACAUAACCAGUACAGCUUGGCUCAGCUCAGUAGUUUGAAAAUGGCAUAUAAAUGAGGCCGGGUUGUGAGGCAGGGUGGGGCCAUGUCAGGUCACCAAGCAGGCUGUGGGUUGGGGUGGAGAGGGUUAAUGUCUUUCUCUCCCAGUGGGUGAGCUGGGCUUAUGGGUUGUGUUUGGGGUCACUGACACUGAUUGGAGUUCAACUCUGAUACGGCAAUCUCUCUCUGUCUCUCUCUCCCUCUUUCUCUCUCUCCUUCUUUCUCUCUCUGUCUAUCCCCCCCAUCCCUCGAUCCCUCUCUCUCCCACAUACUCAUCCUCCUCACCCUCUCUCUCCCACACUUAUCGUCAUCUCUCAAUCCCUCCAGAUGUGGAACAUAUGGCUAUUGACUGGCUGACAGGAAACUUCUACUUUGAGGACAACGUGGACGAUCGUAUCUUUGUGUGCAACGCGGACGGCCAGACGUGCGUCACCCUGCUGGAUCAGGAGCUCUACAACCCUAAAGGCAUCGCCCUGGACCCCCUGAUGGGGUGAGCACUACCCCACUAACAACCCCUGAGACCCCUAAAUUAGUGACCACAGAAGACCAUUUGUUUACUUCCCCCUGGUCCUUCUGGUCAGAUGAAUGCUGACCCAGCCCUUAGUCACUGAAAACACUUCCUCCUCUGAUCACUUCAUCUUGCUGACGGUGACACUUCAAAAUAGUUUGGUACAUCCUGUAUAGUUCCUUUUUACAAAGUGUCACUUCUCAGUUUUGGAUGGCAUCUCCUGGUGAAGGAUGUAGACAACUACUUUACUAACCACACUCAAAUAUUAAUUAAGGAAGUACAGGUAGUCUGAUGGAAUAUACGGUCAGUCCUCCCUUUCCUCUAUCUAAUCUUCCUACACACUCAUGGUUUCUUCAUCUCCUCUCUCUCUCUCUCUCUCUCUCUCUCUCUCUCUCUCUAUCUCUCUCUCUCUAUCUCUCUCUCUCUAUCUCUCAUCUCUCAUCUCUCCCUACAGGAAGGUGUUCUUCACAGACUACGGUCAGACUCCCAAGGUGGAGCGUUGUGACAUGGAUGGUCAGAACCGGACCAAGCUGGUGGAAAGUAAGAUCGUGUUCCCCCACGGUAUCACCCUGGACUUGGUCAACCGGCUGGUCUACUGGGCCGACGCCUACCUGGACUACAUAGAGGUUGUGGACUACGAGGGCAAGAACAGACACACCAUCAUACAGGGCCUGCUGGUGAGGAAAUGAAUGACUCAAGGAAGAUGUUCCAUUAAAACAGAUACAGACAUAGACAGGCACGCACACACACAACCACCAACUCCGCCUGUGUGUCUGUUGUUCAUUCUGUCAGAUUGAGCAUCUGUAUGGGCUGACGGUGUUUGAGAACUACCUGUACGCCACCAACUCAGACGAGGGCAACUUGAACCACGCUAAGACAAGCGUGAUCCGUGUCAACCGCUUCAACUCCUCUGACUUCACGGUGGUGACCCGGGUGGACCGCAGCGCCGCCCUGCACGUGUACCAUCAGAGACGCCAACCCCCAGGUAGGUACACACCCACAACCCCCAUGUAUUUACCCAGAACAGGCACUGCAGGUAUGGGGCAAUCGUUGCCGUGGAGGUUGGUAUGUAGUGUGGUCAGGCUUUUGUUCCAGCCCGGCACGUGUACCACUAGAGACGCCAACCUCCAUGUACAGUGGGGAGAACAAGUAUUUGAUACACUGCCGAUUUUGCAGGUUUUCCUACUUACAAAGCAUGUAUAGGUCUGUCAUUUUUUAUCAUAGGUACACUUCAACUGUGAGAGACGGAAUAAAAAAAUCCAGAAAAUCACAUUAUAUGAUUUUUAAGUAAUUAAUUUGCAUUUUAUUGCAUGACAUAAGUAUUUGAUACAUCAGAAAAGCAGAACUUAAUAUUUGGUACAGAAACCUUUGUUUGCAAUUACAGAGAUCAUACGUUUCCUGUAGGUCUUGACCAGGUUUGCACACACUGCAGCAGGGAUUUUGGCCCACUCCUCCAUACAGACCUUCUCCAGAUCCUUCAGGUUUCGGGGCUGUCGCUGGGCAAUAUGGACUUUCAGCUCCCUCCAAAGAUUUUCUAUUGGGUUCAGGUCUGGAGACUGGCUAGGCCACUCCAGGACCUUGAGAUGCUUCUUACGGAGCCACUCCUUAGUUGCCCUGGCUGUGUGUUUCGGGUCGUUGUCAUGCUGGAAGACCCAGCCACGACCCAUCUUCAAUGCUCUUACUGAGGGAAGGAGGUUGUUGGCCAAGAUCUCGUGAUACAUGGCCCCAUCCAUCCUCCCCUCAAUACGGUGCAGUCGUCCUGUCCCCUUUGCAGAAAAGCAUCCCCAAAGAAUGAUGUUUCCACCACCAUGCUUCACGGUUGGGAUGGUGUUCUUGGGGUUGUACUCAUCCUUCUUCUUCCUCCAAACACGGCGAGUGGAGUUUAGACCAAAAAGCUCUAUUUUUGUCUCAUCAGACCACAUGACCUUCUCCCAUUCCCCCUCUGGAUCAUCCAGAUGGUCAUUGGCAAACUUCAGACGGGCCUGGACAUGCGCUGGCUUGAGCAGGGGGACCUUGCGUGCGCUGCAGGAUUGCGUGACGGCGUAGUGUGUUACUAAUGGUUUUCUUUGAGACUGUGGUCCGAGCUCUCUUUAGGUCAUUGACCAGGUCCUGCCGUGUAGUUCUGGGCUGAUCCCUCACCUUCCUCAUGAUCAUUGAUGCCCCACGAGGUGAGAUCUUGCAUGGAGCCCCAGACCGAGGGUGAUUGACCGUCAUCUUGAACUUCUUCCAUUUUCUAAUAAUUGCGCCAACAGUUGUUGCCUUCUCACCAAGCUGCUUGCCUAUUGUCCUGUAGCCCAUAUCAGCCUUGUGCAGGUCUACAAUUUUAUCCCUGAUGUCCUUACACAGCUCUCUGGUCUUGGCCAUUGUGGAGAGGUUGGAGUCUGUUUGAUUGAGUGUGUGGACAGGUGUCUUUUAUACAGGUAACGAGUUCAAACAGGUGCAGUUAAUACAGGUAAUGAGUGGAGAACAGGAGGGCUUCUUAAAGAAAAACUAACAGGUCUGUGAGAGCCAGAAUUCUUACUGGUUGGUAGGUGAUCAAAUACUUAUGUCAUGCAAUAAAAUGCAAAUUAAUUACUUAAAAAUCAUACAAUGUGAUUUUCUGGAGUUUUGUUUUAGAUUCAGUCUCUCACAGUUGAAGUGUACCUAUGAUAAAAAUUACAGACCUCUACAUGCUUUGUAAAUAGGAAAACCUGCUAAAUUGGCAGUGUAUCAAAUACGUGUUCUCCCCACUGUAGGUACACGCCUAGGGUUGCAAAAUUACGGUUUUCCAGAAAUCCUGGUUGAAAGAAUCCAGAUGGGUAUCUAUCUAUCUGUCUGUAUCAAUCAUCAUAGUUGUUGCCAUGUUGGUGCCUAGUGCUGACCUCUGACCCCUCUCUUGUCCCCUGGUGCCCAGUGAGAGAGAAGAGUCAUGCGUGUGCCCCGGACCAGUUUAAGAAGCCAGGAGGCUGCUCAGACAUCUGUCUGCUGGGGAACAGCCACAAGACCCGGACCUGCCGCUGUCGCUCUGGAUUCAGCCUGGGCAGUGACGGGAAGUCCUGCAAGAGUAAGUACUUUACAUACGUGAAGUUUUGAAUUGAAUUGAAUCCCAUACACUGAGCAUAGCACGAAAAUCACACACAACAGCAUAGCACAGAACUCCAUACAGCACAGAUCUGCAAUUUAUAUUAUAGUAAUAUGAGUUGAAAUAAGUCUCUAGAACAUAACUUUUAUAUUUACAUACUCUUUGGACAGAACAUAUCUUGUUUUGUUGCUCAGAUCUUGUAACUAACCGUUCAGCGAUAUUCCCAUGUUGAUGAUGUAAUGUUGUCGAUGUUCCCUCUGCAGAACCUGAACACGAGUUGUUCCUGGUGUACGGUAAGGGUCGCCCUGGCAUCAUCCGUGGCAUGGACAUGAAUGCCAAGGUCCCAGACGAGUUCAUGAUCCCCAUUGAGAACCUGAUGAACCCGCGGGCGCUGGACUUCCACGCCGAGAGCGAGUUCAUCUACUUCGCUGAUGCCGUCAGUUACAUCAUCGGACGGCAGAAGAUUGACGGCACGGAGAGAGACACCAUCCUGAAGGAUGGUAAGGAAUGUCUGAUCUAGUACCAUAGUAUUUAACAUUUAAUGCGUUACAACAACCCUCAGUUCCACCCUAUUGCAGAAUUUAAUCGCAAUGCAUAUAGAUUUGGGAUGCAUUUAGAAUCGCAAUAUAUAUUGAAUGUAUCAUGACAGAAAUGAUAGAAGUAAUGUUAUGUGGUCAUGAAGUCAUGAAAGGCAUGGUGGACAGUCACCCUCAUUCCCUCCCUCUCUCUCUCCCUUCCUCUAUCCCUCUGUCCCUUCCGCCCCCCUUUCUUUCCCUCAGGCGUCCACACCGUGGAGGGGAUAGCGGUAGACUGGAUGGCAGGUAACCUGUAUUGGACAGACGACGGGCCCAUGAAGACCAUCAGUGUGGCCAGGCUGGAGAAGGCCUCUCAGACACGCAAGACCCUCAUAGAGGGCAAGAUGACCCACCCCCGUGCCAUCGUAGUGGACCCCCAGCACGGGUCAGACAUUUUCGCCCUCCUUAUGUUCCUUUGCUACAGUAUACAUCUCACACAGACCUCAAUCUAUGAGAAUGUAUUGGAAAAUGUUGGCAACUUUCCCAAAAUGACCAGGUUUUCCAGAAAUCCCGGUUGGAGGAUUCCUGGAUUUCCUGCUUAUUUGCUCGUGAUUCCAGGAAUCUUCCAACCAGGAUUUCUGGAAAACCUGGGAAUUUUGGGAAAGUUACUGGAAUUUUCCACUCUUAGUAUUGAUUUAACAGAGCGUGUGGUACUGUUCCAGGUGGAUGUACUGGACGGACUGGGAGGAGGACCCCAAGAAGACUAACCGAGGGAAGAUCAAGAAGGCGUGGAUGGACGGCUCUCACGACCAGGUCCUGCUGACCAGUAAAACAGUGCUGUGGCCCAACGGUCUGAGUCUGGACAUCCCACAGGGCAUCCUGUACUGGGUGGACGCCUACUACGACCGCAUCGAGUUGAUUUACCUUAACACCACCGAGCGCAGGGUCAGUUCGACUGGUUACCAAGCCUUAACCCUAAUGAUAAUGAUCGUGAUAGUAACACUGGUUGUCACAAAUGUAAAACCUUCCCACUGGAUACCAGGGUUCAGUCCUCACGUCCACCCUUCCCACUGUUUCUCACACCUGCCUAUAUCCCCCUCUGAUUGCCAAACUGUCUAAACAAAGUGUCCAAAAAUAUAUGUAAAAAAGGGUUAUAUGGUUUUCACCAUGACCAUGAUCCAUGUGCCAUGAUCCUCUUCUCUCUUUCUGAUUGGUCAGAAUGUGUACGAGGGAAACGAGUUGAACCACGCCUUCGGCCUGUGUCACUACAAGCACUUCCUGUUCUGGAACGAGUACCGUGGCGGCAGCAUCUUCAAACUAGACACCAUCACCAGCACCGUCACGCUGCUCCGCAACGAACGUCCACCCCUCUUCGAGAUCCGUGUGUAUGACGCUCACCAGCAGCAAGGUAACUUUACUGGUAACACUUAAUGGGUAACACUAUAUGGGUAACACUUAAUGGGUAACACUAUAUGGGUAACACAUUGAACACGUUUAACAGUGUCAUAAGCACGUCAUAAAGUGUCAUCAUAACACAUGCCAAAACUUCUUAUGCCACAAAACCAUAAAAGGUUAUAAUAUAUCAGUGAUUUAGCUAGUCUAGAUAUGAAUGAAUGAAUACUUUAAUGUCCCAUAGGGAUAUUUGCUUGGUAACAAUGCUAACAGACCUGUCUGCCUUUCUUCUGUUUGUGUUUCUAUAGGCACCAACCUGUGUCGUGUGAAAAACGGCGGCUGCAGCAGUCUGUGUCUGGCUAUCCCUGACGGCAGGUCCUGUGGCUGUGCUGACGACCAGAUACUGGAUGACGACAAUGUCACCUGUAAAGGUAUGCAUUGGGACGCUCUCAGGAAGGUCUUAAAUUAGAAUAGUUUAAAUGAUUACUGUACUGAUCUGGAAUGUCCAUGUUUAAGCUGGUGUGUAGAGAAGCAAAUGUCACAGACAUGCUUUCUUUAGCUGAAUUGGUUGUAAAACCCCUCAUAAGUAGAUCAAUCCAUCCCAUAUAUGAACAGCUGAGAUUGAGAGACAUUGCUUUGCUACAGUAUCCGUAACAGUUCUCUCCUUUUCUCUCUCCAGCCAACCCCACCUACAUCCCUCCUCCUCAGUGUCAGCCAGGGGAGUUUGCCUGUAAGAACAACCGCUGUAUCCAGGAGCGAUGGAAGUGUGACGGUGACAAUGACUGUCUGGACAACAGUGACGAGGCGCCCGAGCUCUGCCGUGAGUAGUGUCACACCGCCACGCCGUCGCCGGGGUUACUGAGCAACACACACACACACAACGACAACUCACACACGACACACAACGACAACUCACACACGACACACACAGUUGAGAAUCAUGUGCUGUGAAUUAGCAGCAGCAGUGCAUGAGCUACAGUUAAAUCCAAGCCCUAAUACUUCCUCUUCUUUGAGCCAUCCAUCAAUCACCAUUAAAUAUCAAUUGAGUGUUAAAUAGGUCAAUCGUUUCUCCAUCCAACUCUCUCUUCAUUCGACAAUUAUUAACACUAGGUUUCCUCUGUGUGUACAUGAAAGUUCUUUAUGUCUCUAAUGCUUGGCUGGAGACCAAGUUGUCCCACUUCCAGUGGAUGACGGAGCCAUCAGAGUAGCAGAAGCUCAAUCAUCCCCGAACAUAAUGUGCUUAUAGCUGUGUAAUGUCCACUUUAUGAACUUACAGUUAACAUAAAUAGUUACUGAAUAUCCCUAAUAUUAGUCCAGUUAUAGAAGACUCCUCUAUGACCUAGUCUCUCAUAGUGAUACUGUAUACGCUUGUCUAAUUCUAUUGAUCUUACAUUCAAAUUCGAAUGUUCUAAUUCUACUGUGUUUCUUCUCCCUCCUCCAGACCAGCACACGUGUCCAUCGGACCGGUUCAAGUGUCAGAACAACCGCUGUAUCCCGCUGCGCUGGCUCUGUGACGGGGACAACGACUGUGGCACCGAUGAGGAUGAGUCUAAUACUACCUGCUCAGGUAGACACACACACACACACACACACACACACACACACACAUAGACACACUACAUACGCUAUACACACCCGCCCUUCCCAUCUCUCUCUAAUGCUGUUAUCCUACACCCUUCUCCAGCUCGUACGUGCCCGCCCAACCAGUAUGCGUGUGCCAGUGGGCGCUGCAUCCCUACCUCCUGGAAAUGUGACCUGGAUGAUGACUGUGGGGACCGUUCUGAUGAGCCGGCCUCCUGUGGUGGGUCCUUCUCACAUCACACAUCACCUCUGUAGCAUUCUAUUCUUUGUAGUUUAAUGUUGGAAACUUAACUCACUAUACCUGAAGCCCGGUCACCAGAUGUACUUAUGCUUUAGCCAAGCAAGAGUUUGGUUAGUUUGAUUUAUUUUUAUUUUUUUUACACUCUCACUACUUAGUUUGAAGUGGGCCAAGAGAGGUCUGUUUGUUGCCCAUGGUGGUGUUUCUAGGAUGUCAUUUUUAAAGGUUCCCUUUUACCUCUCCUUCUCCCCAGCCUACCCAACCUGCUUCCCCCUCACCCAGUUCACCUGUGCCAACGGACGCUGCAUCAACGUCAACUGGCGCUGUGACAAUGGUGAGCAUAAAUCUUCUUCAAGCAUUAUAAGCAUUAGAAUUCAUAAGCAUUUACAACCUGUAUAAUAAUGUAUUCAUUCUUAAAAGUCUAAGCCUUUGUGGGUGGGGGUGUUCUAAGCUGACAUAUGGAAUUGCUUUAAGAUGGUCAUACUAUGGAUCAUUUAGCUAAAACUACCUGGAACCGGUUACCCUCAGACAAGUCCCGUGACACUUGUGGGGUCACAUUAUUUUGUAGCCCAAAUGGUUCGGACGCUACAAACAGAAGUUGGCACAUCAACGGUACCAACUUCAGACGAGCCAUAGACAAAACGGAGACCAUUUGUGAGAGUCUCCCCUUUCCAUAGACUGGUCAUAAUAGUUUUUUAGGUCAAACCAUUUGGACGCUACAGACGUUUUGGAGAGAAGACCGAUUUUUGGGGUGUCUCAUGGUCUGAUGCGGAAGUGUGACAUCGGCGGAUGUGGAGGAUUGAGACGCAGCCCAUACAAAACAAUGAUAUCUCUAGCUUAAACUGAUUUUGAUGGGGAUUUUUUUGUUAUGUAACUUGUUAUGUGUUAUGAUAUUUCUUAUGUUUGUAUUAUGUUACGCACCGGUGCGUCAAUCGACAUUUAUAAUGGCUUAUUCAUGAAAGUUAGAAAUAAAUGUUACCUGUGUGUCUCUGUGCGUGUGUGCGUGUGUGUGUGUGCGCGCCUGCCCUUUUCCGCCUGUGUCUCUCUUUCUCGCUGUGUGUUCAGACAACGACUGUGGUGACAACAGUGAUGAGGCAGGCUGCAGCCACUCCUGCUCCAGUGUUCAGUUCAAGUGUAACAGCGGCCGCUGCAUCCCUGAGUACUGGACCUGUGACGGGGACAACGACUGUGGAGACUACAGCGACGAGACCCACGCCAACUGUACCAACCAGGGUGAGUUCUGGUACUGGUACUGCCGCUGUGCUCUUGAGCAAGGCACUUGACCCCUAAACUGCCCCAGAGGCUACCCUGGCUUCCAACUCCUCUGGGCGAAUUUGGACUAGUAUUGUUAUUCUACUGUACCACCCCAAUGGAGGUUAUAGAGCACACGGCAGGAGAGUGACAUUGUGCUCAUAGUGAAAUUAAAGUGUUUGCAUGAUUCUAACAGUCUGCAUUGCAGUUUGCAUUGCUCUUCACGUGAAGGAGAGUAUACAGUAUAUAUCCCAAUACCCAUAUAUGUCCUCUUUUUAGUAUACUAGUAUAUUAUCACCACAUUAAAUGCCUGUAUCCAUUUUCAGGCUGUGUAUAUGUUGUUGUUUGGAGUGUGUAGUAUGUUUGUUAGACUGUUGACAGGUUCAGUGUUGUGCUUGCUGUGCUCUCUGUACCGUCUGCAUGCCUCAGCCUGCCCCGUAGCCCCAGGACAUCACUUUAAGCGAAUCCUUUAAUGUUGCUGCUCUCAGGGAUGUGGUUUAUGCUCUGCGGUUAGCUAAGCAUUCACACAGAUCUCAAAACAAAACAUUAACAAUGCCUCUCUUCAGUAUGGCUUACUGAAAUUGUCCGGUUGUUUAAUGAUGGCUGGUCACAUCCAACUUCACUUCACUUUAAGUACCGUCAUGAAAAAAAAUAAUGAUAAUGACUUGGUAAUGGCUGUGUGGCUUUGGCAGAGAUCAGAGGAGGCCAGGCAGCUCUUCCAAAGCCCCCUCUCUUUCCUGUCUCUCUCUCGCGCGCUCUCUCUCUCUCUCUGUCGCUCUGCUUUUUCUUCAGCUCUCAGUUUGGGUUUGAGAGAAGAGUUAAUUGCUUAGAAGUUGGCCUGCCCUGGAAUGGCAGGGCAGAGGUGUGUGUGUGUGUGCGUGUCUGCAUGUGUGUGUGCAUGACUGUUUGAGUCCAGCAUGCAACAUUGAGCCCAGCAUGGCCUUCUGGCCUAAUGAGAGAUCUGUGCUUUGUGUGUGUGUGUGUGUGUGUGUGUGUGUGUGUGUGUGCGCGCGCCAAACCCUCUGGAAGUCAUUAGUUUGAGAAGAAAAGCAAUACUGUUGCCGUCCCCUCUGUCUCACAUAUUGUAUUCCACUUGGGAGAAAGUCCUGGGCCUGUUCCUUAUGCCCCUAUGCCAACUCUUGCCAUGAAGGGAUGUCAUUAUUCCACUUCCUUAAUGAUGUCCUUAACAUCAGGCGAUGAUGUCCGUGGGAACAGAACAGCUUGUCAUUGUUUGUUUAUGACAGAGACCCAUCUGGAGACUUAACCCAUUCUGACCCUGCAGAUCUACAUGUCAAUGGCUAACUGGACUGGAUUGUGAUAUUUAAAGUGUUAUGACGGUUUCCUGUCUCUAUUAUUGAAUGGAGUUUCUGUAAUUAAAGUGUGCUUUCUCUUAGCUUGUUGCUCACCGUACUCUAUCCCCUCUGCUAUUGGCUAACUCCGCUGUCUCUUCCUGUGUCUCCCUAGCAACCCGUCCUCCCGGUGGUUGCCACGUGGAUGAGUUCCAGUGUCGCAUGGACGGCCUGUGCAUCCCCAUGCGCUGGCGCUGUGACGGGGACACAGACUGCAUGGACCUGAGUGAUGAGAGCGACUGUGAGGGAGUGACACACAUGUGUGACCCAGCCGUCAAGUUCAGCUGCAGGAACUCUGGUGAGUUUGUGGUGGCCUUUUCAGCCAUCAAGUGAAAUUAGCUAACCACUCUCUCUUCCUGUCUCUUCCUCUCUGCUAUUGGCUAACUGAGUUGUUGGCCUUUAGUGUUUUAAUCAGACCAGUUAGUGAGGGUUCAGGAAGUAUGUAUAGCCCUCAUCAGAUUAGUCAGUGAGAAGUCAGAAAUCUUCUUGCCCUUAAGCCUGUAGAUGCCAUAAUGGUAACAGCCAUAUAUCAGAGCAAGUAGUCUUCAUCUAGUCAGUCAUGACAGCAGUGUCUGGGCGGGUGGACACACACAUACUAUCAAACAUACUGUAUCACUUAAGAGAGCUUGUUAUCCCAAGGGGCUUGUUGUGACAGAUUAUGACAACAAGCUGCUCUCUGAGAAUGAGGAUAGCUUUUACGCAUGGAAUUAAGAUGUCUGGAUUAACAUGGCCAGCAGCAUUCACCAACAGACUGAAUUACUCUAGUUCUUUUGAUUGAUUUCCUAGCAGAAGUCUGAGUUCAGCAUGCCAUAGCAGCCAUCACAAGGGUACAUCUAUGUAUCUCUAUUAAGAGUUGAUUUUGCCAGUUUUUUCGGGAUGUCCCUUUUCAUGUUGCCAUGAUGUUUCAUUGUCCCUUCAGCGUGGUGUAUCAGUAAGGCCCUGGUGUGUGAUCUUCUGUUUGGCGGUCUCCUCAGCCUGUUGUAUCAGUAAGGUGUGACUUCUGACCUUUACCCUUUGACCUGUCCCCAGCUCGUUGUAUCAGUAAGGCCUGGGUGUGUGACGGGGACAGUGACUGUGAGGACAACUCAGACGAGGACAACUGUGAGACGUUGGUGUGUAAGCUGUCCCACCACGUCUGUGCCACCAACGACUCUAUCUGUCUGCCCGCUGAGAAGCUGUGUGACGGUACUGAUGACUGCCCCGACGGCUCUGACGAGAAACUCUGUGGUAAGAACACCCCGUGCACACACUUUCAAACACACACACACUCACUCUCCCUACCAAUAACUAUACCACCUUGGUCAAGGUAGGAAUUCCCUCAAACCACACAACUAUAUGAUUUACCCCCCCACCCCCUCUCUCUCCCUCUCCCUCUCCCUCUCCCUCUCCCUCUCCCUCUCCCUCUCCCUCUCUACUCUCAACUCGCCACCCUUCACAGACCUGUGCUCCAUAGACAAUGGCGGAUGCAGCCACAACUGCUCCAUCAUCCCUGGGGAGGGCUUCAUGUGUUCCUGCCCCCUGGGCAUGGAGCUGGGCGUCGACAACAAGACCUGCCAGAUCAUGAACCUCUGUGCCAAGCACCUCAAGUGUAGCCAGAAGUGUGAGCAAGAGAAGAGCACUGUCAAGUGUUCCUGCUACGAGGGCUGGGAGCUGGAGCCCGAUAUGGAGAGCUGCAAGAGCACUGGUGAGCAGAGGAGAAAGGAGGUUAGAGGAGGGGUUAAGGUAGAAAAGAGAUGUAAUCUUGUUGGCCAUCAGAUGAAAAAAGUGGUUGUUUGUGUGAGUUAUGGCGUUCUGUAAAUUGCUCUUUGGGCAUAGCUACAGUGGGGGAAAAAAGUAUUUAGUCAGCCACCAAUUGUGCAAGUUGUCCCACUUAAAAAGAUGAGAGAGGCCUGUAAUUUUCAUCAUAGGUACACGUCAACUAUGACAGACAAAUUGAGUGAAAAGAAUCUAGAAAAUCACAUUGUAGGAUUUUUAAUGAAUUUAUUUGCAAAUUAUGGUGGAAAAUAAGUAUUUGGUCACCUACAAACAAGCAAGAUUUCUGGCUCUCACAGACCUGUAACUUCUUCUUUAAGAGGCUCCCCUGUCCUCCACUCGUUACCUGUAUUAAUGGCACCUGUUUGAACUUGUUAUCAGUAUAAAAGACACCUGUCCACAACCUCAAACAGUCACACUCCAAACUCCACUAUGGCCAAGACCAAAGAGCUGUCAAAGGACACCAGAAACAAAAUUGUAGACCUGCACCAGGCUGGGAAGACUGAAUCUGCAAUAGGUAAGCAGCUUGGUUUGAAGAAAUCAACUGUGGGAGCAAUUAUUAGGAAAUGGAAGACAUGCAAGACCACUGAUAAUCUCCCUCGAUCUGGGGCUCCACGCAAGAUCUCACCCCGUGGGGUCAAAAUGAUCACAAGAACGGUGAGCAAAAAUCCCAGAACCACACGGGGGGACCUAGUGAAUGACCUGCAGAGAGCUGGGACCAAAGUAACAAAGCCUACCAUCAGUAACACACUCCGCCGCCAGGGACUCAAAUCCUGCAGUGCCAGACGUGUCCCCCUGCUUAAGCCAGUACAUGUCCAGGCCCGUCUGAAGUUUGCUAGAGUGCAUUUGGAUGAUCCAGAAGAGGAUUGGGAGAAUGUCAUAUGGUCAGAUGAAACCAAAAUAGAACUUUUUGGUAAAAACUCAACUCGUCGUGUUUGGAGGACAAAGAAUGCUGAGUUGCAUCCAAAGAACACCAUACCUACUGUGAAGCAUGGGGGUGGAAACAUCAUGCUUUGGGGCUGUUUUUCUACAAAGGGACCAGGACGACUGAUCCGUGUAAAGGAAAGAAUGAAUGGGGCCAUGUAUCGUGUGAUUUUGAGUGAAAACCUCCUUCCAUCAGCAAGGGCAUUGAAGAUGAAACGUGGCUGGGUCUUUCAGCAUGACAAUGAUCCCAAACUCACCGCCCGGGCAACGAAGGAGUGGCUUCGUAAAGAAGCAUUUCAAGGUCAUGGAGUGGCCUAGCCAGUCUCCAGAUCUCAACCCCAUAGAAAAUCUUUGGAGGGAGUUGAAAGUCCGUGUUGCCCAGCGACAGCCCCAAAACAUCACUGCUCUAGAGGAGAUCUGCAUGGAGGAAUGGGCCAAAAUACCAGCAACAGUGUGUGAAAACCUUGUGAAGACUUACAGAAAACGUUUGACCUGUGUCAUUGCCAACAAAUGGUAUAUAACAAAGUAUUGAGAAACUUUUGUUAUUGACCAAAUACUUAUUUUCCACCAUAAUUUGCAAAUAAAUUCAUAAAAAAUCCUACAAUGUGAUUUUCAGGAUUUUUUUCCCUCAUUUCGUCUGUCAUAGUUGACGUGUACCUAUGAUGAAAAUUACAGGCCUCUCUCAUCUUUUUAAGUGGGAGAACUUGCACAAUUGGUGGCUGACUAAAUACUUUUUUUCCCCACUGUACCUUAAGAACUGAGAGACCCAAAUACCACGAUUAGGGCAAAAAAAAAAUCCCAGACCAUGUGACCUAACAAGGACACUCCAGAGCCACUAAAUGAUCCCUUACAUAUCCCAUAUUUCUCUACCCCCAGACUCCUUCAAGCCGUUCAUCAUAUUCUCCAACCGCCAUGAGAUCCGUCGUAUUGACCUCCACAAGGGGGAGUUCAGCGUGCUGGUGCCUAACCUGAGGAACACCAUCGCUCUGGACUUCCACCUCAGCCAGAACACCCUCUACUGGACCGACGUGGUGGAGGACAAGAUCUACCGCGGGAAACUGUCCGAGAACGGAGGUGAGGGAGCGUCUCCAUUUAUUCAAGUUCACAUUUUUAUUACACUCAUAGGGCUCUAUUUCCAGCUGGCGUUAAGGUGGCGCUAGUGUCAAGCACACGUUAGUUUGCAAUUUUUUCAUGGAAAAACUGGCUCAUAGGCAUUUUCCAGCCCUAACGCCAGGUUCGGCAAUUUACCUCUCUUAUAUCAGCUCGCUUACGCUCAGAUAGGCGGGGUGGAAUUAUUUGAGGUGUGUCCUUAAAAACAUGAUUCAAAGUGCUAAUUUCAAUUAACGCAGCCUACCCAGCCUUGAUGCACACUGCCCAUAUGCGCAUGGAACAAGAUAAGCCUAAUGUGCUUUUGGUGCCUGUAUACUUCGUAUUUAGAAACAUAACAAAACGAAUUUUGUUUGAUUUGAUUAAAAACCAAGCAUAGUCUCCCCUCCUCUCAAUUAAGGCUUUUUCUUUUGUCUGCCCAAAGCAAUCGCGAAGUAGUCAAGACUGUCGAUAAAGGGUUUUGGACGUGCGUAAAACCCCCUCCUUGAUGUAGGCUACGUGUCCAUGCCCAUCAUGAAACGAGAGAUGAGAACCUCGUGAAUACCGGUGAACCUCGUACUUAGAAGUUAUUUGUAGCCCUCCCUUAGGCCUACUGUAACGAAGGCUGGUUCAACAGCAAUGCCUGUCUUUUUUAUCCUGGCCAUUUUAUGAUAUCGUUACAUUUGACAUGUAUUUAUUGUUGUUGUUGAAAAAAAAAAAACAGAUUGCUUGUUUUUCGUUUCAUUUUAUUACAAACUUAUUAGAAUGAUUCACCUUCCUAGUUUUAUGGUGACAACGUCUGUGGCGCGCCUGAACUUCUGGAGAAGUGUGAAUACGAUCUGAUCUGUAAGAUGGUUCCAAUAUGUAUAUAGAACAUUAUGUUUGGGAGCAGUAUAACGGUCAGUGGACAUUCUCCCUUUCUCUUUAUAUUGGAUCUUUGUCCAGCUGCUGUGACAAGUUUGGAUAUGCGUAAAACCCUCCAUAGUCUGCGUUGUUUUAUUUAAAACAAGUUGUUUUGUUUAGAAUUUGAUUCGAAUUAUUCGCUCUCUUUUUAGGCCUUAUCAAUAAUGAAUUGAAUCUUGCUUAUUGACAAUGUUUGGCAUGUCCAUGCUCAGUCAUAAUGCAAUUUACAGUAGGCCUAGCCCCUAUAUCAGUGUGAAUGCAAUUGAAGCCAUGCAAUUACUUAGAACAAUGUGGACUGCAAAUGGGUUUAAGUUAACCUAUUUAGCAAAGAUGGGAUAGGUCUACAUUUUGUUAUUUCAUUUCUGUAAGCCAUUUAACAAUCUAUAACUGAUUAACAUUGGGAGGAACUGGAGUUGAUUCCAAGGCAAUACAUAAAAGACCGUAAAUACACAACCUGAAGCAACCACAUAUUUCGCCAUGGAGCACGUUCUGAUUGGCUAGUGAAGGGCCAAGCCUCGACACACCCAGAACUUGUUCAUUCAUCAAAACCCAGCCCUUUCUCGCCAACGCCAGCAAGUGCGCCGAUAAUUGUGAUAGUGAAAAUAGCAAAAAUAUUUCUGACACACUCCUCAACCUAUAGCGCUUAGAUUCACCAUUGCGUUAGGUUUGUUAAAAUAGAGCCCGUGAAAUGACAGUCAAUACAAACUGAAAUCCAAUAUCAAUGGAUAAGGGGACAAAAAAUAUAUAAAUGUAAUGGGAUCUUAAAGAAAUGCUUUGACGAUGACUACCUUCACACAGAGACAAGGGUAGUGGCAGAAGAUUUUUCUAUUGUGUUGAGAGCUCUACUUGUCUGCUUGGUCUUGCAUCAGCCAACAUAGAAAUAGCUUCAAAUAAGAAAGCAUCUGGAAAUUGAGUAGAACGGACAAUGUUUUUCCUCUUAGUCUGAGGACUAACAAAAGUUACAGUUUAAGUUUGCACUUUCUUAGAAUGUACUUCGCCCAAACAACAGUUUUGUCUCAUAGUAGCCCCGCCUGUCAAAUCUAGUCAAGAUGUCUGUUCAUGUCCCCAGCCUAAAUCUCCCAGACUGGUCACAGCUGGCCCUUGUUCUCCCCAGAUCCCUACCACCCCACCCCCCAACCCCAGACCCCUACCACCCCAGACCCCUACCACCCCACCCCCCAACCCCAGACCCCUACCACCCCAGACCCCUACCACCCCACCCCCCAACCCCAGAUCCCUACCACCCCAGAUCCCUACCACCCCAGACCCCAACCCCAGGUCUGUUGGCCAAUCAAGGUUGUGUUCCUAUUCUCCUGUUCCCAGAAUCCCACCGAAGUACUCCGGGGGCACACACCCACACACACACACGCACAUACACACACACACACAGAACGACGGAAGACUUUGUCUCUUCAAAUUUGUCUCACCGCUCCGUUGCGUGACUGCAGCCACCCUGGGCCAGAGCAACAGGCACACAUACUGUGGCCAGUGCAUUACAUUAGUCCCUGUUCCCAGGCCCCCUCCCACACCUCCACCCCUCUUAAAAACAACCCUCCCUCCACCAUAAAUCAGCUUCUGCUGAUUUAAGAUGUUUCAGUGUUUAGCCUAGGGCCGGGACAAUACCAGGAUCGUGAUACUCAUUAGUAUCGUGGCAAGGAAACAAAACAAUGAACGGAUUUAACUUCUUUAGGAAAACAGUCCUAAUGUUGGAAACAAACCUCAUUAUGUUGUCAUCCAGGGUCACAUUUAUUUUCCAAGCUGUAGCACACAAUAUUUUACAUACAGCAGGUUUUUAAAGGACCAAAGAGUUUGGUCUGCUUCGUGUUUUCAUUUUUGCCAUGGAAAAAAUAUGGCUAAACUGGUAUCUAUAAAAAUAUCGCGAUACACAGCCCUAGUUCAGCGUCUUCUAAACUGUGGGGCAAGUAUGGUCGCUGUGUACUGCCAACAACAACAACAAAAAAUCUGCCUCCCUACACAUGCACACAGAAAAACAGACACACACACUGCCUCCCCACCCUCCCCAGGCAAAGCCAACUGUGGUUCCAGCAGUAUAACAACAAUCAAGCUGUGAAGAGGCCCUAUCCCUCUAAUGCUCUAAUCUAAUGACUGUUGGAAGGCCAUGUGAAGGACUCUGACGCUCCACAGAAUCAUCAGCUGUACACCAUUACUGCUUAGCUUUUAGUGGGGUGCCAAGCUUUUCCGGGAACAGUGUGUGUGUGUGUGUGUGUCAAUGUGUGUGUUUGUGUGUAUGGUGUGUGUAUGUGCGUGCGUGCGUGUGUGUGCAUGCAUGUGUGUGUUUUCUCUCAGAAGUUUCCCAGAAAUCACCACCUUCAUUCUGUGAUUGUUUGCAAAGUUUUGCUAGAAAUCCCACACUUUCCACAGAGAAGGAAUUCUAAACAGUCCUCUCAGUUUGUCAGCAGUUUGUUACAGUGAAACGUGUGUGCUGCUGGAUGGAGUUAGUCUCUAACUGCUGUCUUUUGCCAUGAGCUAGACAGACAUAUUGUAUUACUCCAGCAAAUAUUACCCCAUUUCAAAUACCUUUAAUACAGCUUGGUUCACUGUGUCCCAUUUCUGUCAUGUCCAUUAUCAAGAGGAGUUUGAUUUAUCUAAUCAGGUUAUUUUCUUCCAUUUCUGUCUAAUAGUUUUUGUCUUUGUAGUGAUGGGUGUGUCAAACAAAUCUGUAAUUUCCCAUACAAGGCAUUAACCCAGCCAUCUUCUGUCUCCCAUCCCUUGCCCUCUCCCCUCUCCCUCUCUCCCUCUUACCCCCGUCCUCCUCCCAGCUCUGACUACUUUCGAGGUAGUGAUCCAGUAUGGCCUGGCCACUCCAGAGGGUCUGGCGGUGGACUGGAUAGCAGGGAACAUCUACUGGGUGGAGAGUAACCUGGACCAGAUAGAGGUGGCCAAGCUGGAUGGAACCAUGAGGACUACUCUACUGGCUGGAGAGGUGGAGCACCCCCGGGCCAUCGCCCUGGACCCCAGAGACGGGUGAGAAUAGAACCACCACAGAGACAGAUACCAUACCACAGAUACUAUAGAACUGGAAACAGUAGAUCAUAUCAAGCAAUGGUACUCGGAUACCAUAUACCUUCUGUAUAGAACUGUAAGAAAUAAAAUAAAAAUAUGGUCCCCCUUCACAUAGUCAGACACUGUACGAAUGACUACUGCUGAAUAUUCAUUAAUUUGUCUCCCUCUCUCUUUGUUCUCUUUGUCUUCCUCUGUUGUCAGUAUUCUGUUCUGGACGGACUGGGAUGCCAGUCUGCCCAGAAUAGAGGCAGCAUCUAUGAGUGGUGAGGGCAGGAGGACUAUCCACAGAGAGACUGGCAGUGGUGGCUGGCCCAACGGACUGACUGUAGACUACAUGGAAAGACGCAUUGUAUGGAUCGACGCCAGGUACUAUUGCUCUCCUAACCACACACACACACACACACACACACACACACACACACACACACACACACCCACUCACCCAAAUGCUCUCUCCCCAGGUCUGAUGCCAUCUACUCUGCUCUGUAUGAUGGCUCUGGUCUGAUCGAGGUGCUGAGGGGACAUGAGUACCUGUCUCAUCCCUUUGCUGUCACCAUGUACGGAGGAGAGGUCUACUGGACUGACUGGAGGACCAACACUCUGGCCAAGGCCAACAAGUGGACCGGCAACAACGUAACUGUGGUCCAACGCACCAACACACAACCUUUUGACCUGCAGGUGUACCAUCCCUCCAGACAGCCCCAAGGUAGGUGACACACACAUAAAUGCAUAUACGCAUGCACGCGGACACACACAAGCCACCCCACCCUUCCCAGCUGCCUCUCACUGCUAACUUGACUGUGACACGCGCUUUGGUGCAGUGUCAAACGAAAGGGCAGGACUGCAGAGUGGUAGUGGUACACUACUGUGUGAUGUGUUGUGUUGUGUUGCCUCCAUGUUCUACGAGAAGUAGCAUGGUUUCUAACACCUUGUAGAUCACACACACACACACUGUGGAUCAUAACGGCCAACCCACUGCAGUAUUUGGCCUUUCAGACUGGUCUUACAGGGCUUAGUUGACUUGUUGAACGUAUCACGUGGUGUGACAGACAGACUAUACGGUGUGACAUACACCACGUACAGUUUAAAGUACAUCUGGUGGUCAAGGCCUGUCUAACUGGGCUUCCAUAGGUUGUGUUGAUCUUGAAGACACACAUUUUGUGAUUUGAUUUGUGUACCUAACUCAUUCUAUUUGUUGUGACAUGCUCUAUAUAGGAUAGUAGCCUGUGGCCUAGAUGUCCUGUCAUAUGGUGUCAUAUACUAUAAGAUGUGAUGUGUACUCCACGUAUAUAGUGAUCAGUGGCCUACUAUGCUGUAGGAGUCCCCAGGCUUUUAAUCAGCCAGUCAGGGGUUAAUAGACUAUGCCCUGAGCUGAUCACACAGUGGUUAACAGAUGGAGAGAACUGGGCCCGUAGCCACAAAGCAAUUCAGAGUAGGAGUGUUGAUCUAGGAUCAGUUUGCCCUUUAGAUCAUAGUGAAUAAUCAGCACUCCUACUCUGAGGUGCUUUGUGGAUACGGGCCCUGAUCUGAGGCUAAGAAAGACAGAGCUGAGGUCUCACUGGCCAGUUGAUUGACAGCUUCCCCCAGUCCCUCUGACACCGAUGGGGAAACAAACCAUGUCUGACAAUGUCUGACUCCAUCCGUAUCCGUCCCUCGCUCUGUCCUCUGCUCCCUCGAAUACUCAAUCCCUAACUGCCGACCGCUCCAGUGCUUAGUGAUUUAAUAAAAUAAUACAGAUUUAUAUUUAUUUCUCAUUAAAUUUGUCUUGGUCGAAAUUGAAUAGAAUAGAAUCAAUGGAUCAUCGUCACAGUGGACCAGAUCUCUUUAUUCAAACAAGUCUUCUUCCCCUGUCUCUCCCUCAGCUCCUAACCCUUGUGCCACCUCUGAUGAGCAGAGCCAGUGUUCUCACCUGUGUCUGAUCAGCUACAACCAGACCUUCUCCUGUGCCUGCCCUCACCUCAUGAAGCUCCAGGCUGACAAACGCACCUGUAAAGGUAGGAAGCAACACACACACAUACUCAGAGGACUGAAUGGUGACAAAUGGGUCUAAGUGUGUUACAUCUGCUGUAAUUAAGACACCCAAUCAGAUGAUUGUCUUACUAAUGAGAAUAGCUCUGUUUUAGUUCAGCCGCUCUUGGAUAUGUUCAAAUACUGUCUUUGUAGUGUCUGGAUAUGAACCCUUCCCCUGUACACCCUGUCUCUUUCAUUCUCUCUCCAGAGUCCCGUCAGUUCCUGCUGUAUGCCCGUCAGAUAGAGAUCAGGGGAGUGGACAUAGACAACCCCUACUAUAACUACAUCAUCUCCUUCACGGUGCCAGACAUAGACAACGUGACUGUGGUGGACUAUGAUGCUCUGGAGCACCGUAUCUACUGGUCAGAUGUCCGCACUCAGACUAUCAAGAGAGCCUUCAUCAACGGGACUGGAGUGGAGACCGUGGUGUCUGCUGGUAGGAUGACCACUCUUUCAAAUACCUUUUUGGAGUGCCGGAUGUGCGAUGUUUGCACCUUUUGAGACUGUUAGUUCCAAUGGGCAAGCUCAAUCAAGCGCAGCUAAAGUCUUCGAAAGAGAGCAAAUACUGCUUUGGAAUCCACUAGGCUAAUUUGUGACCAGAAAAUGUGAUUAUUGAAUGUAUAGGUAACUGCCAAAAUAAAGGAAACACCAACGUAAAGUAUCUUAAUAUGGUGUUGGGCCACCAUGAUCCAGAACAGCUUCAGUGCGCCUUAUCAUAAAUUCUACAAAUGUCUGGAACUCUAUUGGAGGGAUGCGACACCAUUCUUACACAAGACAUUUCAUAAUUUGGUGUUUUGUUGGUGGUGGAAAACGCCGUCUCAGGCGCCGCUCCAGAAUCUCCCAUAAGUGUUCAAUUGGGUUGAGAUCUGGUGACUGAGACACACACACACACACACACACACACACACACACACACACACACACACACACUUUAAACCCCCAUGCUCCUUUCAGACCCCUCUUUCAAAGUCAAUGAAAUGGUAACCAUGGUAGCCAAAUUAAUGGGCAACUGGGCAUUUUUAUUCAUGGCCCUAAGCAUGAUGGGAUGUUAAUUGCUUAAUUAACUCAGGAACCACACCUGCGUGGAAGCACCUGCUUUCAAUAUACUUUGUAUCCCUCAUUUCCUCAAGUGUUUCCUUUAUUUUGGCAGUUACCUGUAGUUAGUGGUUUAGUUAAAUAUUGCCUGUGUGUGUGCUUGUUUUUUUCAGACCUGCCCAACGCCCAUGGUCUGGCUGUAGACUGGGUGUCUAGGAACCUGUUCUGGACCAGCUAUGAUGCCAAUAAGAAGCAGAUCAACGUGGCCAGACUGGACGGAUCCUUUAAGAACGCUAUUAUCCAGGGCCUUGACAAACCCCACUGUCUGGUCCUGCACCCUAUACUGGGGUGAGUUGGAUAAGCAUACACACAGGCCCGCACACACACACACACACACACACACACACACACACACACACACACACACACACACACACACACACACACACACACACACAUACUGGAGGAGUAGGAAUGGAGUUUUAAAUAACACGACGACAGCAAAAGAACGUUGAUGUUGUCACAGUGAUUUCAGUGGAGUGACAGUCAAACCAAGUUUAACGUAGAAUAACACGUCAUGUGUUUGUCCUUCUCUAGAAAGCUGUACUGGACUGAUGGGGACAACAUCAGUAUGGCCAACAUGGAUGGCAGCAACCGUACCAUGCUCUUCACCAAUCAAAAGGGCCCUGUGGGUGAGUGGGUGUACACUAACACUGUAGUGUACAACAAUGCUUAGCCAGUGGAAGAAAGUGAGAACCAGAGUGAAAUAACAUUUGAGAUGGUGAAAGACACACACACACUUUAAACCCCCAUGCUCCUUUCAGACCCCUCUUUCAAAGUCAAUGAAAUGGUAACCAUGGUAGCCAAAUUAAUGGGCAACUGGGCAUUUUUAUUCAUGACCCUAAGCAUGAUGGGAUGUUUAAUUGCUUAAUUAACUCAGGAACCACACCUGCGUGGAAGCACCUGCUUUCAAUAUACUUUGUACCAUCUCAGGUUGUUCUGAAAUUGGUUCUGUAGACAGUAACAUAUACUAUUAGCAUUCCUGAAACUUGAAUUAGUUGAAAUAUAAUUCCAUCUCACUACUUUAUCCAUUUUGCUGGUCUCUUGUGUUUAUUAAAUAGACCACAACAUUUCCAUCGCAAUUUUGGGUAGAAAACCAAUAGAUUUAGCUCAUAAUUAAAAUAAAUUGUGUGGUCACCCUCACAAUUCAAGUCCUCCAUGAAAGCAAUUCAGUUUGUCCUUCUCUUACGCGUAAUCUGUGUCCAAGAAACGACCCUGUUGUGUACCCUUCAGAAAAGGUCUGGAUUAGUUACUGUUAGACCUUUCCUGAUGAACAAACACACCAUUAGGCUUCAUCAGUUUUGAAUGGUUUCAAUAUUAUGGUCUUCAAUGGUAAAAGUACUUGUUUCUAACUACAGAAAAGAUUUCGGAACAAUCGGAGAUGGUGGGUGUCAUGGCUUUGCAGAAAUGACAUGGAAUGACUCUUGUGUUGUGCUUAUAUGUCCCCUUUCUGUCCCUGCCAGGCCUUUCUAUAGACUAGGGCACAGAGGGAGAGAGUCUGACCAUGUGGUGUUGUCUGUCCCAUCUGUCCCCUUCAGACCUGUCUAAAGACUAUGACUUAGACUGUGUGAGAGUGAACGAGAGAGUCUGACUGUGAUCGUGUUGUGCUAACUAUAUAUUUUCUGUCCCCUCCAGGCCUGUCUAUAGACUACGACAGUGAGCAGCUGUACUGGGUCAGCUCAGGGAACGGCACCAUCAGCCGCUGUCAGAUGGACGGCUCAGGCCUGGAGGUCCUGGACGGGGUCAAACCAGGCAAACUGACCAAGGCGUCCGCUCUGGCCAUCAUGGGUAAGGCAGAAACAAGCUAACCUUGGCUGAAAUUAUGUCAUUAUGAUCAGCUUUGCCCUGUGGGUUGGAUACUGUGUUAGUGUUAUCUGUGAAACCAUAGUUUUUUUGUGUAAUUCGAUUUUUGUCUAUUGUGUCUUUUGAGAGAUGUUGAGUCUGGAUUUAAAUGCAGUUUGAAUCCGAAAAAGUUUUAUUGACCAUUAACAUUAUUUGCCUAACUUUAAGCAGUCACCUUUCUUGUCUAAACUUAACCAAUCACAUUUGUUUCUGCCCUCGAGGCAGAUCUGCCCUUAGAAAAAUAUGGAAUAAGGAAAACUCUGCCACAUGGUGUGAAACACCAUUUAAACCCUUGUGUGCUGUGAUACUGAAUAUCUAUGCUGUGUGUCUAGGUGACAAGCUGUGGUGGGCAGACCAGGGGACAGACCAGAUAGGGACGUGCGAUAAAAGUGAUGGAGGGAACUGGAAGGUGCUACGUAACAACACCUCUCCGAUGAUGCACAUGAGAAUCUACAACGAGAGCCUGCAGACAGGUACAGGUAGGAUGUCACACUGAGGAUGUCACACUUAUGAUGUCACACUUUCCAACCUCCCAGGUAAAACUCAGAUGAGUGAAUGAACGAGAGAAUGAAUGAAUGAAUGAGAAACAAGAUGGUGUUUUUGAGUGAGUUUUUUGUAUAUUACUGUAUUUUCCCUCUGUUGUCCCAGGCAUCAACCUGUGCAGUAACAACAACGGAGACUGUUCCCAGCUGUGCCUGCCCACAUCCACUACCACCAGAGCCUGUAUGUGUACUGCUGGCUACAGCCUCAAGAGUGGACAGCAGUCCUGCGAGGGUAAGAGACCAUCACACACACAUUUUAAACACUUCAUUAAAAUCCACAAAUCACAGUACAGGGAUGUAAACAUUUAAAAGGUCACAAGUGCAUGGACACUCUUGGAUAUAGAAGCACCGUAUCCUCUAUAAAGCCAUGCUGUAUAGAAUAUACAGAGACUAUACUGUAUAUGGUAAGAGUGUUAAUAGCUUUCUGUACUCUCUCUCCAGGUAUGGGCUCCUUCCUGCUCUACUCAGUACAUGAGGGCAUUAGAGGAAUCCCCCUGGACCCGUCUGAUCAAUCUGAUGCCCUGGUGCCCGUGUCUGGCACCUCGCUAGCAGUGGGCAUCGACUUCCACGCUGGUGAGUAUACUGCAGUGGACCUACCAACAACAAUACAAGAGUUUGGUUUGAGGAUCAAGUCAUUUGAGUGUUAAUGUGUAAUCACACCAACCAUACUGUAAAGAGGUGUACCUAAACUUUUACUACGCUGUACCUGCCUACAGUAUUUCAAGUAAUUACUAUGUAACUUUAUUAUGUUUAAGCAACCUUUACAUUUUUUACAUUUUAGUAAUUUAGCAGACGCUGUUAUCCAGAGCGACUUACAGGAGCAAUUAGGGUUAAGUGCCUUGCUCAAGGGCACAUCGGCAGAUGUGUCACCUAGUUGGCUCCGGGAUUCGAACCAGCGACAUUUCGGUUACUGGCCAAAUGCUACCUAUUUUAGUAGGACUUUAUUUUGUGAUGGUAAUGAUUAUUGUAUCCGGUUACUAACAGUCAUCUCCUCUGUCCUGUAGACAAUGACACUAUCUACUGGGUGGACAUGGGACUGAGCACCAUCAGCAGAGCUAAGAGAGACCAGACGUGGAGAGAAGAUGUGGUGACCAACGGCAUCGGCAGGGUGGAGGGCAUCACUGUGGACUGGAUAGCAGGUCAGAGAACAACCACACACACACCCACACACACACACACACAUGGAUACACUCACAAGCACGCACACACACACUGACUCCUCCCAUCCCUCCCCUGUCAGGUAACAUCUACUGGACAGACCAGGGCUUUGACGUCAUCGAGGUGGCCAGACUCAAUGGAUCCUUCCGCUAUGUGGUCAUCUCCCAGGGCCUGGACAAGCCCCGCGCCAUCACUGUGCACCCAGAGAAAGGGUGAGUGGUUGGGGCUGUGACUGGGGAUUGGGUGUCUGUGGGUACUGUAGUGCUCUGUGUGUCAUAACACGGUUACCUAUUGGCUAUUAUUAGUCCAGCAACCAGCAAUGUUUACACUUUGAUUAAUAAUUACAAGCAAUAGCUGGUCAUAUGAUGGUACACUGUAAAUACGCUUUCAUUGUGGUAUUUAAUCCAUAGAGCAAUCUAGAGAGCAAAAAUGUUCUUGCCUUCAAACUCAUAUGAGUAUGUGUGUGUCUGUGUGUCCCUGCAGGUAUCUGUUCUGGACAGAGUGGGGUCAGGUCCCCCGUAUAGAGAGGGCCCGUCUGGACGGUUCUCAGAGAUUAGUCCUGGUGAACUCCAGCAUCAUGUGGCCCAACGGAAUCUCUAUCGACUACAGGGUGCAGUACACACACACACACACGUAUCCAUCUUUCGGAUUCACACACAUCCAGCAUUUUUCUCCUCUCUCCGCUUUACAACCUUGUUGUUGAGGAAAAAAACGGUUUGAAUAUUUGUCUGAUUGUUUGUGUGUGUAGGAGGGCCUGUUGUACUGGUGUGAUGCGCGGACAGAUCGCAUUGAGCGUAUCAACCUGGAGACAGGAGAGAACAGAGAGGUGGUGCUGGUUAACAACAACAUGGACAUGUUCGCUGUGUCCGUCUUCGAGGGCUACAUCUACUGGAGUGAUAGGUGAGAUCCCUGCUGUCGUAUCCCUGUCACCUCCUCUGUCUUUGUUUGACCCUUAAUAUUCCCUGCUACCCUGCUAUAGUAUGCUUGAUUUACUUGACUAAAGAGCUUGGCUCCUUUAAGGAGCAUAGGCCAUAGACAAACAGAAAGGACUACAGGAUGCAGUAUGCAACUCCUAACAUCUUAUGCCGUCCUGCUAUUUACUAACCUGAGAUUCCCAUUGCGUGAUUGUCAUUUAAUACAAUUUGUGCUGUUUUACCUCAAAGCCUGUUUGAAAGUGACUGAUAGUGUUUUGUGUGUCGUGUUGGACCAGGACUCAUGCCAACGGUUCUAUCAAGAGAGGCAACAAAGACAAUGCUACAGAAUAUGUGUAUCUGAGGACAGGCAUUGGUGUACAGCUGAAGGACAUCAAGGUCUUCAACAGGGACAGGCAACAAGGUAAGAACAUUUAACCCCUAACAGAAACACACAGAAAACAUGUGUGCGGCAGGGUUGGGAUCCAUUUCAUUUUAAAUUGGUCCACACAGGAGUUUAAUUGGUAUUUCAAAUGAAAAGUAAAAAAAAGGGGCUGAAAUCCUGUAUUGACUGAAAUGGAAUGGAAUUCUCUCUUACCCUGGUGUGCUGUGUUAAGUUGUAUGAGACUGAUGUGUCUAUGAGACUGAUGUGUCUAUGAGACUGAUGUGUCUAUGAGACUGAUGUGUCUAUGAGACUGAUGUGUCUAUGAGACUGAUGUGUCUAUGAGACUGUGUGUGACCAGUGUGUGUGUCUAUGAGACUGUGUGUGACCAGUGUGUCUAUGAGACUGAUGUGUGUAUGAGACUGAUGUGUCUAUGAGACUGAUGUGUCUAUGAGACUGAUAUGUCUGUGUGUGACCAGUGUGUGUGACCAGUGUGUGUGUGUCUAUGAGACUGUGUGUGACCAGUGUGUGUCUAUGAGACUGUGUGUGACCAGUGUGUCUAUGAGACUGUGUGUGACCAGUGUGUGUGACCAGUGUGUGUGACCAGUGUGUGUGACCAGUGUGUGUGACCAGUGUGUCUCUCCCUCAGGCACCAACAUCUGUAAAGACAACAACGGCGGCUGCGAACAGCUCUGCCUUUACCGCGGCAACGGGGAGCGAACCUGCGCCUGCGCACACGGCAUGCUGGCCGAGGACAGCCGCAGUUGCCGUGACUACGACAGCUACCUGCUCUACUCUGAGCGGACCAUUCUGAAGAGCAUCCACCUAUCAGAUGAGACCAACCUGAACGCCCCCAUCAAGCCCUUCGAGGACCCAGAACACAUGAAAAAUGUAAUAGCUCUGACCUUCGACUACCGCGGAGGAGGGGGGAGGGGAGCCAACCGGAUCUUCUUCAGUGAUAUACACUUUGGAAACAUCCAGCAGAUCAAUGAUGAUGGAUCGGACCUCAAGAUGGUGGUGGAGAGUGAGUAUCUAACAUUUACCAUGUUAUGUUAUAUUGUCGACGAGACAAAACAUUCUUGCUGAUCCUCUCAACUAUUGAGCAGGGCAUCACAUAGAAUUGACCAUUUUAGCCCAGUUUUCACACACUUGUACACACACAGUUUUAAUCAGUUUGUGCUAUGACAAACAGGAAAAAGGAAAUGGCCUCAGCUGAGCUAAUUGUGUUUAUUGAAAUGAAAUGAUGUUGAGGUUGUAAGACAGAUCUUAUUCAAAUCAAACAUGUUUCCCUAGUGUCCAUAGAAGGUCCACAAUGGUCCAUAGAGUGGACUAUUGAGUGCCUAUAGUGGUCCUUAAAGUUUCCAUAGAAAGUUCAUAGAAUGUCCAUAGAGCGUCAUUAAAGAGUAUCCAUUAAGUAUCCACAGAAUGUCCAUAGAGUUUUCAUAGUAACCCUUAGAAUCCGGGUAGGGGUAGUGGUGGCGUAUCCAGCUCCACAGGGUUGAAGGGCUGCACCAUGUCCCUGCCCCCCACCACCCCCUUACACCCUACUAUACACCGCCUGCACCCCUCCCAUCUCUCCCGGCCCAAGUCCAUCAGAUCCCUCCUGAACUUAUUGGACAUGAACAUGUAGAGGACGGGGUUAACCACCGCUGCAGAAGACGCCAGGAGGCGGACAAAGAUGGCUAUACAGCGGUAGCUGGGGAUACUGGAGAUCUUGCCCCCUGUGAGGGAGAGAGGGAGCAAUAGAAGUUUAAUCCAGUUCACAAUAUUACAACAAUUGAAAAGACAAUAUUCAGAUUAAAAAAUAAAAAAAUUAUGUAGGCACCUAAGAGGGAGAACAUGAGGCCAUAGGAGGGCAACCAGCAGAGGGUGAAGACCAGCACCAGCAGCGCUGACGUGUGGGUCACCUGUGGGUCACAGAAGUUAACUGAACACUAGAAUGCAUAGAGUUAAAACUAGAUGCAACACUAGAAUGGUUCAUGGAUAUCUCGGCAACAUGACUACAGGAUGGCGGCCAUCUUAGUCAGGUUACCUGGCUCUGGUAGCGCUCCAGCUGGGGGGCAUGUCCCAACAGUCUCUUCUGGCGCAGGAAGCAGUAGAUCUUGGCGUACAUCAUCACAAUAACCCCCAAUGGUAUCGCAAAGGCAAACAGGAACAACGCCGUGCUAUACACCAGCUGACUGAGGCCGCCCAGGAAGGCGAAGCAGUGGAACACGCUGGACACCGCCACCAUGCGGAAAGCAAACUGCGGAGCUGCCAGGGCUGUGGCGGGAACCCAGAGGAGCGCCACGGUCAGUUUGAGGCGGCUGUGCAUGCGGGAGCGGUAGGACCAGGUGGGGUGGACCACAGUCAGGUAGCGGGUCACUGCGAGCGCAGCCAGCGUGAAGACUGAGGCGGAAGAACAGGCCACGCCCAGGAAGCUGACGGCCUAAUAAUAAUCAAUCAUCAUAAUAGAGUUAUAAAGCGCAUUUCUCAUACCCAAGGCACUAUACAACACGAUAAUAAAAAUUCUGUUGAAGAUCUAAAUCUGGAAGGACAUUAAAAAAUGAACCCUAGUCAAAGAAUGAGAAGAUCAAGAGAUGAAGGACCUUGCAGAGGAAGCUGCCGAAGGGCCAGGAGCCCAGGGCGAUGGCGGUGGUGUGGAAGGGCAGGCAGAGCAACAGCAGCAGGUCAGCAGCACUCAGAGCCAGCAGCAGGGUGUCGGUUCCAUGAGGAGGCAUCCCACCUACACACACAGUGGAAAAAAUAUUUUCUUUCACACGUUCAUGUGUCGUCCUCCGGGCUUCUUUCUUUGUACUUUUUAACAAGUUUCUAACUGUACAAAAUGUUUACCCCAAAAGUCAAUCAAUCAGUCAAUCAAUCAAUCACCUCGCCUCCUGCGGCCAGCCAGGAUGGAGAUGACCAGGCAGUGGCCCGCCAGGCCUGUCACAAGGAUGAGGCCGUCCAGCAUGGGCACCAAGAACUUAUUCACCUCGGUCCCGUCUGUCCCAUUCCCCUGGCCCCCACCACUACUACUGUUACACAAAGCUCCCCCAUCACUAUUGUUCAUCAGCAGCAUUUCACCACAGUUCUUUGCUGCAAAGCACAUUUGAAUUCUAUUCUAUUCUGUCCUCCAUAGACACACACGGCGGAGCUGAUUUUUCGGACUACUAAUUAUCACAAAUCUUGAUAGUAAUUAUAAUGACUGUCUGAUAAUAGGUGACAUAACAGUAACUGUCUCUGACACACUGACACUCCUCCCAACGCCCCCGGACUGUACCCUCUCCUAAUGUAAAACCUUAUCACUCAUAACCACAUUGGCACUUCAAUAGGACGACUGACAGGUUCACUGACACUUUCACAAUGACAUGCAGCAGCUAACUGAGCAGUUAAGAUCCUUAAUGUUUAGAAGCUUGAACAAUGCAUCUGUGUCUGGGCGGUUCUUCCUUGUCUAGAAUGCAGUUAAGAUUCUUUAUGUUUCCACAGCUUAGACGUUGACAAUCUUUAUCCGGGCGGUUGCUACUUGACAAGAAUGCAGCAUCAAUUUAGUUUGUUUAGUUUCUACAGUCUCUGGCCAGAACACCCAACAAGACUAGAAUCUCAUAGAAUCAGGGGCGUAGUCCACUCCAGAGUUCCAAAACAAGUUUUAAUGAUCCAAGUUUACACACAAAUACUUAUUCUUAGAGACUAUGACAUUGAGAGAGGAGUCCAUCCCUGACGUUGGCUGCAACAGUGUUCCAUAUCAGUAUCCCCCCCCCCCCCCCCCCCCCCCCCCCAAAAAUCUUUUUUUAUAUCAACAAAGAAAAUAUCAAUCCAGUUCUGGCCCUGAGCCUGUAUUGAAAAAUGUAAAUCCAGUCUCUUCCUUAAUGUUGUAUUGAUUUGUUGAAACCAAGCAACACUAUAAUACAAAGGAAUGGCUGUCGCUGGCUGCCAUCUCAGUUGCCAUUAAAUGCAGUCAAUUCUACAUGAUGUUAAGUGCCUCACAGCGGUGUCUGUAGUGUUGUCGUCCAUUAUGAGGCUAAUUCAGGUAUCCUGCCUGCCUGGCCACAGAUUCAGAUUCCUCAGGCAGCUAGAGAAGAGGCUGAACAACCAAGAACGAGAGAGAAGGAACAAAACAAAAAAAGAGUACAGAAGAAAGACAGGGAAAGAGGGCUUUGUUUGUCUUGAGAACGAUACUCCCUGUUCGUCUGUCGGAUAGGUAAUGUUGUCAGCAUUGGAACAGCGCGGUUUUAGUUUACUACUGUUUGAACAGGGGCUGAGAUAGGAGAGGGGAGGAGGAGGAGAGUCACAGAGGUGUUUCUGGGAAAUUACAGUUCAGAACACACUAACCCUGGCAGGAACAUAACCUUUAAAUAGCUUUACUGAUUAACCAGUUGUUUGCUAGAUUCCUCACCAACAUCUCUUUUUUGUCUGGAAUUUCAAGGAUGUAGAAUAUCGACUGUGGCUUGGACGCCACCUUAGUAGAGUUCUGGUUGGUUAGCUUUAAAUGCUGGCCUGUUCUUAUGGUGGACCCUCUCUGCUACAGUAUGACUGCUUGUCUUUAGGUGCACUAAGGUUGAUUUACAGCCCUCCUCCAUCCACAUUAAACACCAGGGAGAAAAAUAAGUAAUUAUUGACUUUUGACCAUGAGCAAACAGUUACAUGGAGUGUCCAGACUUUUAUUAUUGAGCAAUUGCUGUCAUAAAAAUGGACAGUGGUGUGACGCCAGCAGAUGAUGAAAAGCCCAUAAGGGAUGAACCUUGAAAGAGUCUAUAGGGGAUUAUGUUUGGGUGACCUCUCUACUCUGCUAGGUGUCACACAGCUACUUGAGUCGGAAACGGGUUCUGAAAUGAAAACUGUAGAGGGAGAAGCUACAUUGUGUGUGUGUGUGUGUGUGUGUGCGUGUGUGUGUGCGUGUGUGUGCGUGCGUGGGCACUACAUGCGGCUGAGUCCUUCACCCCAGCUCAUUUCCGUAAAGUGACAGAAUUUGCUCUAGUGGUGUCAUUUUUUCUUUUCUUCCUGGAAUAACAAGUCACCAUGAAUAACAGGGUCCGCUGGGAGAGGAGCGGUGUGCGUGUGUGUGCAGGCAGUCAGCCAUGAAAUGACAGGAUGAUACUGAACAGCAGGCAUGGCAAGGUCCUUCACUCAUAGCACUGUACCAUUUAUCCUUUCUUUCUUUCUCCUCUCUCUCUCGAUCUCUCGCUUUCUUUCUCUAUCUCCCCUCUCUCUCUUUCUCCUCACAGCGUUUUACCAUUCAACAGCUGAUUUGGAUGGACAUGCCCGUAUAAGAACCUUUCCUAUUGCCAUUUACAUUUCUGGAACGUUUACCAUGCUUGCAACUUAUUCCAUCUUUUAAUGAUGAUUCAUUGAAGUUGAAUUCACCCCUUAAGGACCUUUGUAAAGAGGUUUGCUCCCUUUGCCAGCACUACGUACACAGAGGCGUUCCCUUCUUUUUUUCUGAUGUAGUUGUUUGGAUUUGUAGUUGCUUCCUUCUAAGCAGGCUAUGCUCUUUCAUUGGCUCUCUUUGUCUGUUUGCUAGUGACCCACCAAGGUCUGUGACCGUAGUAUUGACCGUGUUGUGACCACUACACUAAAGGAUGACAGGGCAGUGAAACCUUAAUCAUGUCUUGUCCUGUUUUCUCCUGCACUGUCCCAGUCCCUCAAUAUGGCCUACACCUUUACUGACUGUCUUUCCCCCUCUGUACUCUCUCUCUCUCUCUACCCCAGAUGUAGGCUCAGUGGAGGGUUUGGCGUACCACCGUGGCUGGGACACCCUCUAUUGGACUAGCUACACCACCUCCACCAUCACCCGACACACGGUCGACCAGAGCCGACCGCAGGCCUACGACCGCAACACCGUGGUCACCAUGUCUGGAGACGACCACCCCAGGGCCUUUGUACUGGACGAGUGUCAAGAGUGAGUGGCAGCGAUGUUCUUUGUAUUUUUUGAAUGUAGAAUAGAAGGAGUGUGAAUUACGUUUCAAAGCCCCUGACAAUUUGGUCUAGAUUCCAUAUGCUUUUUGAUGACUACUAGAUUUGAUUUGAUGGCUGAAAUGUCAACCGUAGCUGUUGGGUAACUUUAUUAGUCCAUUACUGGAGUAAUUUAUUCAUUGACUCUAUUAUUUUGUCUUUCUGCCAUACUGUCUGUUUAUUUGACGUAUCUGACCAUUUUCCAAAACUAUUUUAAACUCUCCCUUUACUUCCUGUUGUCCUUCUCUACUAGUCUGAUGUUCUGGACCAACUGGAACGAGCAGUCUCCCAGUAUCAUGCGUGCCAGUCUGUCUGGUGCCAACGUUCUGGUGAUCAUCGGUAAUGACAUCCGCACCCCCAACGGCCUGGCCAUAGACCACCGCGCCGAGAAACUCUACUUCUCAGACGCCACACUGGACAAGAUAGAGCGCUGCGAGUACGACGGCAGCAACCGCUAUGUGAGUCACCUCUGUUACCUAUGUCAACGCCGUUAUCUGUGACUUCUUGGGACAGAGUUGACGCCAGCCACAAUAGACUCCAAGGGUCUGCAGAUGGGUUUUCUCUUAUCUAACCAUUUUAUUUGUUUUGAAUCGAAAUAAGAUCUGUUAUUUUCUAUGGUGAGAGUGUUGUGCCUUUUUGUUUGUCUUCAAACAACCACUUUUCUUACUAACCAUGUGACUUCCCCCUAUAGGUGGUUGUGAAGAAUGAGCCGGUGCAUCCGUUUGGCCUGGCAGUGUAUGGAAACUACAUCUUCUGGACUGACUGGGUCCGCAGGGCCGUGCUCAGAGCUGACAAGUUUGUGGGUGGAGACAUGAGGUUGCUGAGAAAUGACAUCCCCCAGCAGCCAAUGGGAAUCAUCGCUGUGGCCAACGACACCAACAGCUGUGAGUGAUGGAACUCUUUGGAAGGUCAAAAGGGGGCGGGUCAUUUAUGCUGAUGAACUGCCAAUUGAGUCCAAUGUAGUCUAGAUGGUUUCAAAUUGGCACACUUAAUCAUGUCUAUGCAAAUAGACUUACACAGAUAUUACACAGGGUUACUGUAAAGCUCUUUGUGACAACUGUUUUUGUGAAAAAGGCUAUAUAAGUACAUUUGAUUGAUUGAUUGAUUGAUUCUACCAGGUGAGUUCUCUCCCUGUCUGACCAACAACGGGGGCUGUCAGGACCUGUGUCUGCUCACCUCAGAUGCGAGGGUCAACUGUAGUUGCCGUGGAGACCGCAGACUCCUGGAGGACAACUCCUGUUCAGGUGAGAAGGGGCGGGGCCUGGGGACAGUUGGAGCAGUGGUGGUUGGCUGAACUAUGCUUGGGUGAUGAGUAACUUUGCCUGUAAUCUUCCAAAGCCAGUCUCUGGGGAGAAGUGUAGAAAUCAGACCUGAAAACUGGUGUUAACCCACUGAGCGAAAUGCUAAUUUUGAUAACGAUGAUCAGUCCAAGGGCGAGUCAAUCAAUAGGUUCUCGUUAGUGUCACAGUCUGGUUAGGAUACAUGGUGCUGACUGUCUCUAUCUCUUCCUGUUCCUACUACUGUAGCUCUGAACACGUCGUGUGGCAGUGUGGAUGACUUUGAGUGUGGCAACGGGGACUGCAUCAACUACAGCCUGACCUGUGAUGGCAUGGCCCACUGCAAGGACAAGUCAGACGAGAAACAGUCCUACUGCGGUGAGUCUGUGUGUGUGUGUGUGUGUGCAUGCGUGAGUACUUGAAAUCUGUGCUUCUUGAAAUACAUGCAGUGUUGCUGUUCACCAUCUUUGCACUACAAAUGAAAGAAUUUGGAUGUCAGUUUAAUUUCAGGAGAGAGAAUAGUAUAAUAAUUGUUUAGUGAUAUUGUAUUAGUCAUAGUAAGACAACUAGAGGACAAUGUCUAAUGAUGGACUUCCUCUCUGCAGCGAACCGUCUGUGUAAGAAAGGCUACAGGCGCUGUAUCAAUGGACGCUGCAUCGGUCACAUGUUCUGGUGUGACGGGACUGACGACUGUGGAGAUCACUCAGACGAGCUGCCCUGCAACAGUAAGUAGUGUGUGUGUGUGUGUGUGUGUGUGUGUGUGCGUGCGUGCGUGUUACUAUAUUCAUUCUAAUGUGUGUGUGUUCUCCAGUGACCCUGUGCAAAGCUGGAGAGUUCCAGUGUCGAGAUGGAAGCUGCAUUUCCAACUCCAGCCGAUGUGACCAGGUGGUCAACUGUGAGGACGCUAGUGACGAGAUGAACUGCUGUAAGUCUACAACCCAUCUUUACAUGUUGGAUAUCUGUAAAGAAAGAUCAUCUGAGCUCUUUCUCUGACCCAUCCUGUAUCGCUAAUCAAGAACUGCUGUUCAGUAUGGAAUGCGUCUGAAAUGGAACACUAUUCACUAUAUACUGUAGCUAGUGCAUACAUUUUUUACAUAGCCCACAUAUGACUCUGAUCAAAGGUAGUGCUAUUUAGGGUUCCAUUUCCUAUACACUCCAUGUUGAAUGUACAGAUACUGCUCCCAAGAGCCCCUCAACUAAUCACUAAUGAUUUUUCAUUAAUGUAUGAUGUCUCUCCUCCCCAGUGCCAACUGACUGUUCCCGCUACUUCCGUCUGGGGGUGAAGGGGGCGACCUUUCAGAGCUGUGAGAGGACCACACUGUGCUACCUGCCUUCCUGGCAGUGUGACGGCAACAAUGACUGUGGAGACUUCUCAGAUGAGAGAAACUGCCCAGGUAACUGAGAGACAGACAUAUCUUACCUUUCUCCUUUUAAGGCCUAUUGUGCACUAUAUCAUUCAGACAGGGCUUUAAAUGUUAUGCGUUUUCUUUCAAACAGUGCCAAAAUGGGCGGGGUGGCACUUUUGGGACUACUCUAUUGGUUACAUUGUGCAGGCAAUGAAGCAUAGCUAUUUGAACCCCCGGUCUGACUCAUUGCCGAACUUCUUUAGGAUAUUCAAAGCGUUACACUGUACUCUCUGUCUCUCUCCACCAGACAAGAAGAAGCUGAAGUGCCCGGUGAACUUCUUUGCGUGCCCCAGUGGUCGCUGUAUCCCUAUGAGCUGGACCUGUGACAAGGAGAACGACUGUGAGAACGGAGCUGACGAGACCCACUGUGGUCAGUCUACUUGACCAAUAUAGAUACCUUCUGUGCUUCCCCCAUUCCCUUAACUGAUGUAAUACACAACUUUGUAUUGUACUGUCGUGCCAUCAAGAUCAAAACAGUGUGGUUGUCACGUUCGUUGAAUGACGGGUCAGACCAAGGCGCAGCGUGAUAUACGUACAUGUUUAUUUUAACUUAUCAACACAACGACAAAACAACAACCGAAACGUGAAGUCCAAGGUAGAACACACAACAUACCUUACAAGAUCCCACAACUACACAGUGCCAAUAGGCUGCCUAAGUAUGAUCCCCAAUCAGAGACAACGAGCGACAGCUGCCUCUGAUUGGGAACCACACCGGCCAACAUAGAUCUAUACAUACUAGAAUACAACAUAGAAUAUAUACAACAAGGAAUAUACACACCCUGACUCAACAUAUACGAGUCCCCUGAGUCAGGGCGUGACAGUUGUCUCCCUGCAUUUUCAAUAGAUAAACACAAAAGGCAUAGAUCAAAGUUUAAAAGUUCAUUCAAAGAAGUUGUCCUAAUUUCAAUAUUUUUUGUACAUUUGGUGAUAAAUUUAUUCUUACACAAAGUAACCCAGAUUAAAUUCGAUAACAUUUUCCCUCUGUCUUUGCAGAUAAGUUCUGUAUGUCCACCGAGUUUGAGUGUGGGAACCAUCGCUGUAUCUCCAACCACUGGGUGUGUGACGGCGCUGACGACUGUGGUGACAAUAGUGACGAGGACAGCAGAUGCAGUGAGUGA
Messenger RNA from Coregonus sp. 'balchen', 35642 nucleotides. Lineage: Eukaryota; Metazoa; Chordata; Actinopteri; Salmoniformes; Salmonidae. The record is from the annotation of a GenBank genome assembly.